AUGGAUCCGCUAAACGAAGAGCACACAAAAAUGUACUUUUAUCACAACAGAUUAGCAACAUUUUCGGGUUGGCCAUUUGAUGAGGACUGCGCCUGCACUUCUGAAAAUAUGGCCAGAGCUGGUUUUAUUCACACCCCCUCCGACAACAGCCCCGAUGUGGCCCAGUGUUUUUUCUGCUAUAAGGAGUUGGAGGGCUGGGAGCCUGAAGACGAUCCUAUGAAAGAACACAAGGCUCACUCUCCAGCUUGUAAUUUUGUGUUGCUUCAGAAGUCUGUGGAGGAUCUUACAGUGGAAGAGAUUCUCAAGUUACAGAAAGACAGACAAAAGUUUCUCAUUAAAAAAACCUGCAAUCAAGUAAUUGAGAAGUUCGAGGAAGCUGCCAAGUCAAGAAGAGGCGAUAUCAUCAAAAUUGCUAUGGAGGGAUAA
This is a messenger RNA of Chanos chanos (milkfish), 426 nucleotides long. RefSeq names its product baculoviral IAP repeat containing 5a (gene birc5a). The record is from RefSeq and is a predicted model, not a curated record. The transcript has 4 exons. Bases 1 to 426 code for a protein of 141 amino acids. NCBI's taxonomy places the organism in Eukaryota, Metazoa, Chordata, Actinopteri, Gonorynchiformes, Chanidae.